UUAUUUAAUUAUUUAUCAUUUUAUAGAGAAAGGGGAAGGAGGGUUGCAAUUGCAUGGUAAACUAUAAAUAGAAGAAGCAUCAAAAGACAUGAAUGUUUCAGAGAGAGUAGUUCAUCAUGGGAAAGAACACCGUUGUUGAUGACGUUCAGAACAAACAAGUUAUAUUCAAGGACUAUGUUAAUGGCAACCUACAAGAAGAUGAUUUAUACAUAAGUACAAGUAAGAUAAAGCUUCAGGUUCCUCAAGGAUCAAAUGCUGUUUUGGUGAAGAAUUUGUACCUUUCUUGUGAUCCAGUCAUGCAAUUCCUCAUGAGGAAAGAUGAAUUUCUUAUGUCUGGAUAUCACUAUUACGUCCCUGGCUCUCCUAUAAAUGGAUUUGGAGUGGCUAAAGUUUUGGAUUCAGGACAUCCUAACUUCAGUGAAGGUGACUUGGUAUGGGGGAUAACUAGUUGGGAAGAAUAUAGUCUAAUUCAAAAUCCAGACAAACUCUACAAAAUCCAUCACACUGAUGUGCCUCUUUCCUAUUACACUGGAAUUCUUAGCAUGCCUGGUAUUACUGCAUAUGCCGGAAUCUUUGAAGUUGGUUCUCUAAAGAAAGGAGAAAGUGUCUUCAUCUCGGCGGCAUCAGGUGCUGUCGGUCAGCUGGCCGGACAAUUUGCAAAAUUGUUGGGUUGUUAUGUUGUUGGAAGUGCUGGUAGUCAAGAGAAAGUUGAUCUUUUAAAGAACAAGCUUGGCUUUGAUGAUGCUUUUAAUUAUAAAGAAGAGCUUGACUUGGAUGCAGCCUUGAAAAGGUACUUCCCCGAAGGAAUCAACUUCUAUUUUGAGCAAGUAGGAGGUAAAAUGCUUGAUGCAGUACUCCUAAAUAUGAAACUCCAUGGUCGCAUUGCUAUAUGUGGAAUGAUUUCCCAGUACAAUCUUCCUCAUCCUGAACCUCUAAAGAAUUUGCUGCAUAUUGCAUUCAAGAGACUAACUAUAAAAGGAUUUACUCAUCGAGAUCACCAUCAUCUCUAUCCGAAGCUCUUAAAGACUGUGUUGCCUUACAUUAGAGAACACAAAGUGUUCUAUGUUGAAGACAUUGUUGAAGGACUUGAAAAAGGUCCAGCAGCUUUAGUUGGACUUUUCAGUGGUCGUAACUUCGGAAAACAAAUAGUCAAAGUUGCUGGCGAAUGACCGUUCAAAUUAUGUAACAUAUUCUGAUGUUCAUUCAUCCUCUGCAGCUUGCUAGUGUUUAGAAGUAUGCACAAUAAAUAAGGUUUGUAGAAUGGAGUUUCUAUGUUGUGUUGGACUUAUAAACCAGGUGUAUGGAUUGGAAUAACUUACAUCAUGCAUCUCUCUUUUGUGAUACAAUGCACUUGCAAACCAAGUAUGUUUAUAGCUAUUUUGAA
Medicago truncatula (barrel medic) is the source of this 1384-nucleotide messenger RNA. RefSeq names its product 2-alkenal reductase (NADP(+)-dependent). The record is from RefSeq and is a predicted model, not a curated record. The transcript has 5 exons. Gene Ontology annotation, molecular function: 2-alkenal reductase [NAD(P)H] activity. Bases 117 to 1169 code for a protein of 350 amino acids. Lineage: Eukaryota; Viridiplantae; Streptophyta; Magnoliopsida; Fabales; Fabaceae.